Pocillopora damicornis (cauliflower coral) is the source of this 1778-nucleotide messenger RNA. Its product is annotated as opsin-3. Gene Ontology annotation, molecular function: G protein-coupled receptor activity. Gene Ontology annotation, biological process: G protein-coupled receptor signaling pathway. The record is from RefSeq and is a predicted model, not a curated record. Lineage: Eukaryota; Metazoa; Cnidaria; Anthozoa; Scleractinia; Pocilloporidae. Gene Ontology annotation, cellular component: membrane.
UCGACGCGUGCUCUAGAGUCUUCCAAUAGAUAUUGAUGUUGGGAAUAAAUUUCAUUUCUACAUGAAAGUCUAAGCAUUGGACAUUAUUUUGGAGGAGCUUUAAAACCAAAGACACAGAUCGUUUACUUACGUCGUUCUUCUUCCCCAAAGUCACGCAAUCCACGGAAUCACUCGAAAGAAGUGGUUACAGAUCCUUCCGGGUUUUUCAUCCAUCAAACUUGGCUCCUAACUUACAGACAGAACCGACCUUUGUGAGAGGUUUGCGGCGAAAAUGGACCGGAUAUGAAAGGAAAGCUCACAGAAACAGAAAAAUUCCCAAACCGACACCAGCUGUCAAAGUUCCGGCCAGUAUUUGUUUAUUAACUUAAAGAGACGUCACAGCAGUUAAAGCGAUUCGUUUGAGCUGCUGCUCAGGUUUGAAUGCAGUAGAGCAGAGAAAACCGAUGGGAUCAGUUUUUCUGUAAUCGUCUAUCAUAACCACCAGUUGUUGAAAUCACCUCAGAGAGUUCUUCAGGUCCGCGAAGGUCGCGACGAUUUUUACAGCUCUGUUUAAAACCACAAGACACCAGAUGCCAAUGAUGGAUCACUAUCAACAAUAUGGUGUUACCACAGCAUUCGUUAGCCCUUUGUAUAUCCUCACCAUGAUUGCGGGAUCCCUCGGCAAUGGCUUGAUAAUCUAUUCUUAUGUGACCGACAACUCCAUUCGAAAAACGUUUUACUUCCUCAUCACCAACUUGGCGAUCGCCGAUCUGUUGAUUUCCCUCCUUUUUACCCCGAUGUUGUUCAUCUAUCGGGUGUACGCCAAGGCUGAGCUUAUAGCAUACACACCGGUUUGCGAAAUCAGCCUGUUUCUCUCCAUGUUCAGCAUUUCCUUGAUGUAUUUUGUUUUCCCAUUGUUGGCUUACCAUCGAAAAGAUGUCAUGUUGCGACCACAAAGUCCCAGGCUCUCUCUGGUGCAAGCACGCCUGAUGGUGUCCAUAUUCUGGAUCCUGUGCAUCUCGUCCGCUGUUUUUAUGGUCCUCAUGGCCCGAAAUGAGUUCACGAAUGGCGACCCGACACCAAAGCUUUACCGCUGCUUGCUGAUUAACCAGCGUCUGGAUACAUAUGCGCAGGUGUUCCUCGGGUACUCGGCGACCCUGUACGGCCUGUCUAUUGCCUUUACAGCCAUGAUCUACCUGCAGAUAUUUUUCACCCUGCGAACCCAUCUUGAAGGAGUGAAUGGAUCGGCGGACGAGCGACAUACAACCAAGUUGUGCUUCUGGAUAGCAAUCGUGUACACUGCUUUCUGGACUCCGUUCCUCCUCGUUCAACUUGCCGGAAUCUUUGGUACCUACACAGAGCUUUAUUUCAACCUUCACGGCUGUUCAUCUGCUAUUGGGGUCAUUGGGUCAGCGGUGAAUCCAUUGCUGUAUGCUGUCAUGAAUCCAUAUUAUAAGACCAGGAUGUGCGACUUGUUCAAGCGACUGACUUGCCGCGAAACGGCCCCGACCAUGACAGAAGAAAUCUAGAAACUAAAAAUUUUUGUUCAGCAAGUAAGGAAUGAGUUAUAAGUAUACAUUUACUAUCUUUGCCGAGACAGCUUGGUAUACAGUAGAAAAAUACAGUUUAAGCUUUUAAGUCAUUUUUAGAGGACAUGGUUGAUGCUUCAGAUGCUAAGUCAUUGUCAUAUGUAAAACAUGUAAAUUGAUGUGAUUUGAUGUGGUAGUUUUGUCGAAGGUACGUAGUAUUGGAGUAAAUAAGGUGUUUGUUGAUGACCAAAUAAACAAUGUUAACAGAGA